Clupea harengus (Atlantic herring) is the source of this 2226-nucleotide messenger RNA. RefSeq names its product bora aurora kinase A activator (gene bora). Gene Ontology annotation, biological process: activation of protein kinase activity; regulation of mitotic nuclear division; regulation of mitotic spindle organization. Gene Ontology annotation, molecular function: protein kinase binding. Gene Ontology annotation, cellular component: cytoplasm; nucleus. The record is from RefSeq and is a predicted model, not a curated record. NCBI's taxonomy places the organism in Eukaryota, Metazoa, Chordata, Actinopteri, Clupeiformes, Clupeidae.
GUUCUCUUGAUUUUGAUUGGUUCAUGUGAAAGAAGAGGAAAAAUUAAAACGGACGUUUGAGCCAGCCACGGAAAAGGUCUGCUUGAGGAUUCGUUACUAGCAGCUUUGCCUAGGCUAGCUAAGAUGGCAGAGGUAGGAGAGCCUCAGAUCACACCAGAAACACCAGGCAGACCAGCAAUCCUCAACCCCUUUGAGAGCCCAAAUGACUACCACCGCUUGCACGAACCAUUCGUACCAAGCCCUUCCAUCUUUCGGAGCUCUUGUGCCUCUGCUACGCCAGCAAAGUUCAAGUGGUCCAUAGAUGAAAUGUCAAACUUGCUCCCAGUAGAAAUCGACCCAGAGGACAUAAAUAGACAAUCCUUCUACUUGAGCCAAACAAGGACAGACUCUGAAAUCGAACAGAAACGACAGUAUGCAAUUGAACAGUUUUUCACCAAAGGCGCUAUUGUUCCCUCCCCAUGGGCAGCCCCAGCAAGCACACAGAAGCAUCAUGGGAAGGGUUAUUUUUCACACAUCACUGAUGAGCCAGAACCAUCCAGAAAAACAAAUGCAACAUGUCAGACAAUCCUUUCUUUACCUGUGGACUUUGAUCUUGAGAAAGUAUUAGGAGGACACUUCAAAGUUGAGGAGGUAUCUGAGCAGGUUCAGGAUACGCUGAGCUCCUCCUCCCUCCGUCGGAAACUCUUCCUUGACGGACACGGCAGUGGAUCAGACUCUUCAAAUCCCCCAAGUCCAGAGAGGGGCCCGUAUGUGGCAAACCCCAGUGGUAAAGAGGCUAUGUCCCCAAGCCUCAUGUCACCCCUGCAGUGUGACGUGCCCAUCCAGACCUCUUCAACGGGCCAGUUUUCAUCGAGUCCCAUCCAAGGUAGAUUUCGUAACUACAGCAUGGGCAGUGUCACAAGUCCUAUGUUCCCUGACCGCUCCUCUCCCACGUUCAAAUCCCCUACUCUGUCACCCAUCGGUCUCCAACAAGCUGAGACUCCACUGUCAGGUGAGCGGAAGUGUCUGACAUUCCUCACUCCUGAAGGCAUUCCACUGAGCAGCUCAGACAUGGAGGUCCGUUGCCGUGGCGACGGCCCCUACGUGGAGGGCUGCUCCCCAAUUCGUAGCUGCUCACCCCUCAGGCCCCGCCACCGGGCCCGGGUCUGGGGGUCCCCCAUCCACCUUUCCCCCAUCUCCCCCAUCCUCAGCACCAUCCGGCAGUCUGCAGAUCCCCCACACCACGCCAUGGAGCUGGAUUGCAGCUCACCCCGAACUGAGGUGGCCCUUCCUGGGCACAUAGUCUCCCCUCAGCCAGCCUCUGAGCUGAUGGAGCAGGAAGAGGACACGAGAGAGUCAGCCAGGCAGGGGGACACGGUAGAUGCAACUGACAGGUGUGGAAAGGAGCAACUGGACUGUGGCUGGACCAAAGAGCUUCAGGAAGAGGUGGAGGAUAAAGAGGAGGAGGAGGAGGAGGAGGAGGAGGGAGGAAACAGUUUGUCUGUGCCCAAACGUCUCACCAGCUCGUGGACAGGCAGCUUGUCCAAAGGAGAGAGCCUGCAUAUGUUUACGUCACUUCUGGCCGAGGGCAGUCUCAUCCCAACAGACGGGAGCAUGCAGGUGGACAGUGGCUAUAACACAUAUUGGACGGGCACAACCAGCCUCAUGGAGGGGAUCAGUUGUGACAGCCAGAGUAAGGAGGUGUUGGAUGCACACAUACCUGAGGAGGGCCAGCUGUACACUAAGUUCAUGAAAUCAAAGAUUGUUCUACCACACCACUGAUCUGCAGGGAGGGGGCGGGGGGGGAGUCCUGCACUUGUGAGAUGCACAACCCUAUACUUGAGUUGUCUGUGACACAGGCAAACAGCAUUUCUUGCACAGGUGCCUUGACUUGACAAGUUAAUAGUUUGAACAGUAGCUCAUGACUGAGCCAAAUUGUUGAAUGACUUGAGAUGGUAUGAGAGCUUGGAUAGUGUACACUAGUGCUGUGAUGUGUACACUUAUCAAGAGUUUUUUUUUUUAUAUGGGCUUAGAUAUUUGAACCUUUAAAAAUGUAUUGUAUAAAUGGGAUUUGGGAGAAUUUUUUACUUAUUUAUGGUUUCUUGCUGUUGGACCCCAAAUCAGAACCACUAAUUGUCCUAUGGAAUACUACUUUGUAUUGUAAAUGAAUUUGCCUUGGAAAUCAUAUGUGACAAUUUUUUUUUAUGUGAUUGCAAUAAAGUAAAGGAGAUGAUCUGGAUUUUUGCU